ACAUUUCAAAGAAAGAUUUUCAACACACAACUGUGUCAUUUCCUUUCCUUGUGGGCCAGAUGCUGAAAUACUAUGUGAUAAAAAUUUUAGGUUUCAAUUGUAAAGAGAGGGAAGCAGAUAAAUCACUGCGGUCUUCUUUUCCAGCAAUGACAAAAGAGAUCAUAGAGCAACAGAGGCUCUUCCCUGAUGAACCAGAGGAUGCUGAUAGCUACUCAGAAUCUGUGAAAUUUGAUGCUCGCUCAAUGACAACAUUGCUUCCUCCCAAUCCUAAAAAUGGCUCUUCCCCUCAGGAGAAGCUGAAGUCCUUCAAAACUGCCUUAGUUGCUCUCUACCUUCUUGUGUUUGCAGUUCUCAUACCACUCAUUGGGAUAGUAGCAGCUCAGCUUAUCAAUAGGGGAAUGAAGAACUGCUUUGUUGGUUCAAUUAACACAAGUGAUACAUUUCAAAGUCUGAUUGGAGAAGAAGACACCAGUAAAGUUGAAAUGAGAUUUACAGCCAUCAUGGAACACAUGAAGGACUUGGAGGAGAAAAUCCAAAGCAUUUCAGACUUAAAAGCCAACCUCAUGGACACAGAACGCUUCCAGAAUUUCAGUAUGGCAACCGACCAAAGACUUAAUGAUGUUCUGCUGCAGUUAAGUUCCUUGAUUUCGUCAGUUCAGGAACAUGGGAACUCACUAGAUGAAAUCUCCAAAUCCUUGCUGAGUCUCAAUACCACACUGCUUGAUGUCCAGCUCCAUACAGAUACACUGAACCGCAAAGUCAGUGAGUCUACCGUGAAGCAACAGGAGGACAUCAAUAAGUUAGAGGAACGUGUGCGCAAAGCAUCAGCAGAAAUCCAGUCUGUGAAAGAAGAACAAGAACAUGUGGAACAGGAAGUAAAACAGGAAAUGAAAGUUUUGAAUAACAUCACUAAUGACCUCAGACUGAAGGACUGGGAACACUCACAGACAUUGAAAAAUAUCACCUUAAUUCAAGGACCUCCUGGACCUCCAGGAGAAAAGGGAGACAGAGGGUUCACUGGAAUAAGUGGUCCACCUGGCAUUCCGGGUUUAAAUGGUGCUCCAGGCCUUAAAGGUGAUAGGGGUCCAGCUGGCUUCCCUGGAAAUAGAGGAUACCCAGGGGCACCUGGAAAGACGGGGAGGUCAGGAUAUCCUGGACCUAAAGGCCAAAAGGGAGAAAAGGGGAGUGGAGGCAUAUCAAGACCCUUUUAAGAUCGGGUGGGUUGAGCAGAAUGCUCCACUAUCAUCUCCUUAAAAAGCCUUUCACCUCUGGACAAGCCAUCAGAACAACUGACUUCCAGGAUCUUUCUGCAGCUCCUUCAAAUGAUUGGCUCCUGUGUCAUGUCAUUACCUGGUCUCUUCACGACCUCUUCUCCUGACUCUGGGUGCUGCGCAGGCUCCCAAUUCCAUAUGUAUACCAUCAUGCCCUCUGCUGUAAUAACCACCAUCCCUUGGCACCCUUCACUUAGAUGCACUCAUAUGCUGUCUACUGGGAUGUUCCUGCCCCCUUCAGCCCUUCCACUGCUCACUCACCUAAUCUUGUGGAAUCCAAUUUAACCCAUUGGGCUCUAGGAGAAACUUCAUGGAUAUUGAUUAAAUAUGGAUUCUUUAAUAUCAAGACAUUGUUCCCAAAUAACAAUAGGGAUAGAAUAAAAGAAAAUGUAGCCAUCCAUUCUUUCACUCAUUCAUUUAGCAUAAGUUCAAUGUGUAUGUUGUGAAGUCAGAAAUAACAAUAAAUAUGUUUUUUCUAAACUUAUAAAUAUACCAGUUAUAAACAAACCACAAAAAAACUACCCUAGGAAAAUAAUAGGACAGCAUAGACAUUGAAAGGAGAUAUAUACUCUUAGUGUCUUUUAUAUUAGAAAUAACAUUUUUAUUGCUUAUUUCACAAUGCUACCUUCUUAUUCUCCAAUUCAAAUCACACACACACACACACACACACACACACAUAUAUAUAUAUGAGAGAGAGAGAGUAGAGAGAGAUAAAACAUAACUUUGAUAAUUUCUUCAAUAUGUUUGAAUGAGAACCAUACCUAACUUCAUGAAUUGCCUAUUCAUUUCAAACAAAAACAUUUGAUCAUGAAAUAAACAAUCAAAGAUUUUAUUCUAGAAAACUCUUUACAUUUACUUGAAUUUUAUGUUUUAAGUGUAUAUACUAGAAAAUAAAUAUUACAAUAGACAUGCGAUAUUUUAUAGAGAAAUGCAAAACAAGAGAAGGAAAGAAAAGAAAACACAAGAAUAAUAAAGACAUAAGAUUCCAUGAAGUUUUCAUGUUGAUUCCUCUCUGUGAGCCAACAAAUAUUUCCCAGGGUUUUCUUUUUUUUCUUCAUGUUUUAACACUAAACCUUAAGGUCCACAGCAUUAAGAUAGAAAUCUAAUUGUAUGUCUAUGUGUAUCUCAGUUUUUCCAUUUAUUUCUCUGCCAAAUGAUGUCCCUUCCUACCUCACAGGGUUGUUGUGGGGACCAAAUUAUGUGUGAAGAUGUUCUGUAAAAUCGUAAAGACCUUUAAAGUCGAAGGAAUGGUUCAUAGCAAUCCUUCUGAACAUAACAGCUAUUCUUUGGCAUUUUUAUGCAGACAUAUUAAAUCUCUAAUCAUAUUAGGACAUAAAGAAAAAUAGAAAUGCCAGGAGCCAUAUAUAUGUUUUGGGCAAAAAGAGAGAUGUUAGAGAAUAAGACAAUAUUUUUAUGCUAGAUGGACAAGCAGUGCAAGUGUGCCCAGAUCAUAAAUCAGUGAAUUUGUCUUAGCACAGCAGAAGAGUACUAGUUGCAAGUAAGAGAAGCAGCUAAACCAGAGACCGUAUCUGUUGACGGAGGUCAGAACAAAAUGUCAAACUAAUAAAGCAAGAGUCUGGGCCUCAAAGAAUGAAACCUGAGCCCAGGACACUUGUUGAGAAAGUUCUGAAAAUGGUAGCAACAAAUUGGUAUUCUCACUGGUAGUAGGUUCUGUCUGUGUCUGCAUGCCACCAAGAUAUGAUCAAAUCUGCUCAUAAAGGAAAAGAAAAGGGCAUUAGCCAGUGAUUGUAGUAGUCUACAGUACUAACAGACUAGUAAUUCUGUGCAAACAUCUAGAAAAAAUUGGAUUUGGGCGUGUGACUUAAUUGGUUGGGCUGUGGAGUGUGAGUCUGACUAUUUUCUUGUGCCAGACAGCAUUGCUGUGGACAAUUUUGGCUUCAUACAGAAUGACCCUGGUCCCAGGUGUGCAGGCAUUCAGUGUUCAGGCAUCUGUCUUCCAAAGCUAAGCAUGGAUGUGAAGUGUAAUAUAACCUGAACUUCCCAAAUUAACGAAGACAGCUCUAUCUUUCUCUUUAGAUAAAAACAGAUUCUAAAUGCCACGUUCAAAGGCAUCAAUUAUCCCAACUUUUAUCAUGUAUGAUGAAAAGUGACAAAUGACAUGUUUCAAUGCCUUGUUAACUAGAAAGAGUGUUUUUGUCAAGCAAGGGAACCAUAUAAGCAAACACUGGGAGGCACCAUCUUAAAGGGUUCUGAUGCUUAUCUGUGUGUGUCAGCAAGCUCUGCACAUCAUCAAAAGGAGAGAUACAAUGUUAAUCUUUGGAAUCUUAUUCUGAAAUUCCUACAAUGUUGUGAAAAAAUGCAUUUGCUAUGAUUUGUACUGAGAACUCAAUUCAAUCGUCAAUAAACUUCUGGUCUGUCUCAAAACAUUUAGUUGACUUACGUUAAAACUUCCUUCUCCCAUCACUAACUAUGAUAAUGAACAUUCAGAGGAUGCUUGCUGUGUACAGGGUACUUUUGAUGCAUUUUCAUACCUAAUACUCA
This is a messenger RNA of Chionomys nivalis (European snow vole), 3773 nucleotides long. RefSeq names its product macrophage scavenger receptor 1 (gene Msr1). The coding region runs from base 60 to 1211 and encodes 383 amino acids. Lineage: Eukaryota; Metazoa; Chordata; Mammalia; Rodentia; Cricetidae. The record is from RefSeq and is a predicted model, not a curated record. Gene Ontology annotation, molecular function: scavenger receptor activity. The transcript is spliced from 9 exons. Gene Ontology annotation, biological process: receptor-mediated endocytosis. Gene Ontology annotation, cellular component: membrane.